Messenger RNA from Nematostella vectensis (starlet sea anemone), 3255 nucleotides. Its product is annotated as protein BTN1. The transcript is spliced from 6 exons. Gene Ontology annotation, biological process: regulation of intracellular pH. Lineage: Eukaryota; Metazoa; Cnidaria; Anthozoa; Actiniaria; Edwardsiidae. The record is from RefSeq and is a predicted model, not a curated record. Bases 663 to 1922 code for a protein of 419 amino acids. Gene Ontology annotation, cellular component: membrane; vacuole.
UCGAAAAAUAUUUAUUGUAUGUAACUCAAACUUUUUAACCAUGAUAAGAGAACCAGGGGCUAACUUUAAACCAAUUUUGAAAUUUCUUAUUUGGAACUCCUCAGUUGAAUCUAAGGGACUGGUACACUUAAAAGGUAGUUUUUGCAAUGUCUGAGCUAUUGUAUUCGUUAUAAAAGUCUGCCCUUCCGUUUUUGAUGCUGUGUUCAAUUUCUGUCUUUGACAGUCAGUCCUUGGCCUCCAUUCUCCAACUAAACACGAUCUCAGGACGCUUCAAAAAACUUGAAUUUAGCUCUGUGGUACACUAAAAAGUAUAGUCUUUCACUCGAGGAGACAUUGUCUAGCUUCAUUUAAGAGAUAGUUGACUUAUUUCGGCUGUUUUGCCACCGUAAGCACUCAAUACGAGCUAAUGCGGCCGCCAUAUUGGAAAAUGUCAUGACAACCAAGAUCCUCGCUGGGGGUCAUUUCACAAGCUUGACCCAUGCCUUAAAGGAAACCGAACAAGUACUUCUUAAAAGAAGCAAAACUGAAUCAACUACAGGUCAUCGUCAAAGCUGGAAAAUCGAAAAUCAAAACAUUCUCUCGGGAUCAAACAUAGUUUAUAAGUUCUACAAACUUCGGCAGAUCUCCGAACACAAGUAAACCAAACAAGGACUGGCUAGAAAAUGGAGUCCCUGCUUACAUGGUACAACAGUUGGAGAAAUGUUCUUUGCUUUCUGAUCUUCGGCAUACAAAGUGUGUUCUACCUGCGAGUGCUCUCUGUCGCUGCCCAAGACAUCUUGAUGGGUAGCACGCUACCGACCAGCUCGGUGAUCCUCAGCAUGUCCACGCUUGAGCUCGUCGGCAAGCUCACAGUACCGUGGAUCAUCUACCGAAUACCCUUUAAAGUCUCAUUUGUCAUUGGUCUAGUCAUCUCCACCGGCUCUGUGGUUGUUGUAGUCAUGAUGGAAUCGGUUCUCUUGAGGGUUGGGGGCACUAUGUUAAUUGGAGGCGCGCUUGCUUGGAACAUGAGUCUGUUUCUGGCAAUGGCCGCACGAUAUCGUGACAUCUCAGAGCUGACCCAGGUUACGAGUGCCUUAGAGACUGGGAUAAAUUCCGGCUCGAUGCUGGCAGCAGUAUCAUACACAGGUCUGACUACUUCUGAGUGUAUCGCUCCCCGAGUCGCUAUAGCCGGGACUCUCGUGUUCAGCGCCGUCUACAUCUUCUUUUUCCUCAACUUACACGCAGAGAACACCAACGAAAAACAGGAUUCAGAAGCUCGGUAUCAGAAACUAGAAGACCCCGGCAAGCCUAAUGACAAAACCUGCUGUGGUAAAAAAUCAAAGAUAUUUCUCAAGGUUUUACCGAUCUGCUUAUACCUGUUUGUCGGCUUCUUUGCUUUCUUUUUCACGCAUUUCUCGGUGCUUACAACCCUUGCUUUCCCUAGCGCACCAUUCGCACCAUCCAGUCAUUUUAAGAUGUACACGGUAGCUUUUGGGGUGUCGCGUUUUCUGGGCGGAUCGGAGCUACUUGUAGUGUCUAGGUUAUGUCCUAAGUUCCUGCCCUUCGCUCGUGUUCAUCGAAUAUGGGUGCUUUCUUUGAUUGAUUUCGCGCAUGCUAUAUUCUUUAUCUUUGCUGCUUGGUAUCGGUUUAUCCCAAAUGUCUGGAUAGUCUUGUCUCUCUGUGUUGUUCACGGUUUUAUCAGUGGGUCUAUCAUGGUCAACGGAGCAUUAGAAGCUGCUGACCUUUUCGAAGAUUCUGUCGACAAGGGCAUAGCAAUGAGCAUGAUCCAAUGGGGUAUCACGGCUGGAAUAAUUGCAGCAAGUAUCGUGGGCUUAUUCGCUGAGCCUGUAUUUAAAAGCCAUUGCCAGCAAGAGAUGUUGCUUGCGGAGUAUUGCAUCACAAGAGAGAACUACACCAUAGGGUGGAGCCACCCAAAAUGUUAGAACUACCCAAUAGGGUAGAGCCACCCAAAAUGUUAGAACUACCCAAUAGGGUGGAGCCACCCAAAAUGUUAGAACUACCCAAUAGGGUAGAGCCACCCAAAAUGUUAGAACUACCCAAUAGGGUAGAGCCACCCAAAAUGUUAGAACUACCCAAUAGGGUGGAGCCACCCAAAAUGUUAGAACUACCCAAUAGGCUAGAGCCACCCAAAAUGUUAGAACUACCCAAUAGGGUGGAGCCACCCAAAAUGUUAGAACUACCCAAUAGGGUGGAGCCACCCAAAAUGUUAGAACUACCCAAUAGGGUAGAGCCACCCAAAAUGUUAGAACUACCCAAUAGGGUGGAGCCACCCAAAAUGUUAGAACUACCCAAUAGGGUAGAGCCACCCAAAAUGUUAGAACUACCCAAUAGGGUGGAGCCACCCAAAAUGUUAGAACUACCCAAUAGGGUAGAGCCACCCAAAAUGUUAGAACUACCCAAUAGGGUGGAGCCACCCAAAAUGUUAGAACUACCCAAUAGGGUAGAUCCACCCAAAAUGUUAGAACUACCCAAUAGGGUGGAGCCACCCAAAAUGUUAGAACUACCCAAUAGGGUAGAUCCACCCAAAAUGUUAGAACUACCCAAUAGGGUGGAGCCACCCAAAAGUUAGAACUACCCAAUAGGGUAGAGCCACCCGAAAUGUUAGAACUACCCAAUAGGGUGGAGCCACCCAAAAUGUUAGAACUACCCAAUAGGGUAGAGCCACCCAAAAUGUUAGAACUACCCAAUAGGGUGGAGCCACCCAAAAUGUUAGAACUACCCAAUAGGGUAGAUCCACCCAAAAUGUUAGAACUACCCAAUAGGGUAGAGCCACCCAAAAUGUUAGAACUACCCAAUAGGGUAGUCUGGGGGUGAGCGGGGUGGGGGAUGUGGUUCAGUAAUAAGUGUUGAUAAAAUCAUUAACAACACAUACAGCUGUUCUGAAAAGGUUGUCCACCCUAGAAAUGUGACCUUAUGCAUGUGUAUAUAAUAUUAGGUGUGUUACAGUGAACUAAUUCAAAGAGAGAUAUAUUGAAAUAUGCAUCAAAUUCUUCCCAAAAAUGAAUAUAUAUCAUGACCUACGUGACAUUUUUAACAUUGAGAAUGUCUUUCUUGGUUGACAACCUUUUUAAAAUCAGCUGUUCCAGCAAUUACAGGGCGUGCGAACGGAGUUUUUGUAUAACACGGAAACCAGCAUAAAUUAGACCUAGAAGUUCUGUAAACACAUCAGUGAGGAGUAAAACCAACAAGCUUGCACUCGCGCUAACAAGAUUGCCAUAUUGUUAAAAUGAUACAAUAAAGCAUGUUACAGGUUCA